GCUAUUCGUUACGACUCUUCGGUCGGUGAUUUUCUAUGCCUUUCUGCUUUGUAGAGGUUACACGAGCCCGUUAAAAUGGGUCGUCGACCUGCAAGAUGUUACAGAUAUUGUAAAAACAAACCGUAUCCGAAGUCUCGCUUCUGUCGUGGUGUACCGGAUCCGAAAAUUCGUAUUUUUGAUUUGGGAAAAAAGAAGGCUUCGGUGGAAGAUUUUCCUCUUUGCGUACACCUUGUUUCCGAUGAAUAUGAACAACUUAGUUCAGAAGCACUUGAGGCAGGUCGUAUUUGUGCAAAUAAAUAUAUGGUGAAGAAUGCUGGUAAGGACCAGUUUCACAUUCGAAUGAGACUUCAUCCUUUCCAUGUCAUUAGAAUAAACAAAAUGUUAUCGUGUGCUGGAGCCGAUAGGCUUCAAACUGGAAUGCGAGGUGCUUUUGGUAAACCCCAAGGAACUGUCGCGCGUGUACAUAUUGGACAGCCAAUUAUGAGUAUCAGAUCAUCUGACCGUCAUAAAGCUGCAGUUAUCGAAGCUCUCCGACGUGCUAAAUUCAAGUUUCCUGGACGUCAAAAGAUCUAUGUUUCUAAAAAGUGGGGUUUCACAAAAUACGACCGUGCUGUAUACGAAUCUCUUAAACUCGCUGGACGGUUAGCUCCUGAUGGUUGCAACGUUAAAUAUUUACCGGAACAUGGACCUCUUGAUCAAUGGAAAAAAUUCAGAGAAACAUUGGCUACAGCUUAAUAAUAAAGAAACUGAUAAAAUCUGUAUU
Ceratosolen solmsi marchali is the source of this 763-nucleotide messenger RNA. RefSeq names its product ribosomal protein L10 (gene RpL10). NCBI's taxonomy places the organism in Eukaryota, Metazoa, Arthropoda, Insecta, Hymenoptera, Agaonidae. Gene Ontology annotation, biological process: translation. Gene Ontology annotation, cellular component: ribosome. The record is from RefSeq and is a predicted model, not a curated record. The transcript has 4 exons. Gene Ontology annotation, molecular function: structural constituent of ribosome. Bases 76 to 735 code for a protein of 219 amino acids.